CCGGCCGCUUCGUGCCCUCCCGCCGCUAUGAAUUAUUCUCGGUUCACCACUGCUGUGAGUGCAGCAAGAAAAACAUCUCCGAUAAGAGUCCUGAUUGAAACCUAUGGAGACCUGCCAGAACUGGAGCAUGAGACAUACAUCAGCAGUUAAGCCUUCAGGGGUCAAUUUCCUCUCUUGCUGAAUUGAUGCAGAAAUCUCCUCCAUCUCUCAUCUCUCUGGCUGGAGGAGCACCAAAUCCUAACCUUUUUCCAUUUAAGAGGGCAACUGUUGACAUUGGACAUGGAACUCCUAUUGAGAUUGGGGAAGAUCUGAUGAAGAGAGCUCUUCAGUACUCAGCCUCAGCAGGGAUUCCAGAGCUGUUGUCUUGGCUGAAAGAUUUCCAGCGGAGCCUACAUGAUCCCCCCACAGCCAAUUACAGUCCUGAGCAAGGACAAAUGGAAGUGUGUGUCACAACCGGCAGCCAGGAAGGCUUGUGUAAAGUGUUUGAAAUGCUCAUUAAUCCUGGGGACAACAUCCUUUUGGAUGCACCCACAUACCCUGGGACACUAGCAGCUCUGAGACCCUUGGGCUGUAAUAUAAUUAAUGUUCCUAGCGACCAACAGGGCAUUAUUCCAAAAGCUUUAAAAGAAAUUCUGUCUACUUGGAGCUCAGAAGAUGUAAAAAAUCAUAGCCAUCACCUUCCUAAAUUCCUGUACACUAUUCCAAAUGGGUGCAACCCAACCGGCAACUCUCUGAGCACAGAGCGCAAGAAGGAGAUUUACCAGCUUGCAAGAAAAUAUGAUUUUCUCAUAAUAGAAGAUGAUCCUUACUACUUUCUUCAGUUUGAAAAGCCAUGGGCUCCAACUUUCCUCUCAAUGGAUGCGGAUGGUCGAGUUAUCAGGACCGACUCUUUCUCUAAAGUUCUCUCAUCUGGGUUAAGAAUAGGUUUUCUGACAGGUCCCAAGCCUCUUAUUGACAGAGUUGUUCUACAUAUUCAGGUUUCAACAAUGCACACCAGCACUUUCACCCAGAUUAUGAUAUCGCAGCUGCUUCAUCAAUGGGGACAAAAGGGUUUCUUGGAGCAUAUUGACAGAGUGGUGGAUUUCUACAGGACCCAGCGGGAUGCAAUGCUCGUUGCUGCUGACAAGUGGUUAAAAGGCUUGGCUGAAUGGUACACUCCUGCUGCUGGCAUGUUCUUAUGGAUCAAAAUUAAGGGUAUUUCUGAUACACAGCAGCUGAUAAUGGAAAAAGCUUUGCAGAAAGAAGUAUUACUGGUUCCUGGAGGAGCAUUUAAUAUCAAUAGUUCAGAGCCAAGUUCUUAUGUCAGAGCCUCCUUCUCUCUGUCUUCUCCUACUCAGAUGGAUCUGGCCUUCAAGAGACUGGCUGAACUUAUAAAAGAAUCUUUGUGAAAAAGCUAAAUAGAGCUCUUGCAGCAAUUAAAAUCAUCUCCAGAAAUAUUAACAUUUGGAUUUCAUCAGAACACUUUAUAAGCAAGCACAAUACAGUAGAUGUUUCCUUAGAUAUUUUCAGCUAAAAAAAAGACAAAAAAUGGAAGUGAAAAACAAUUUGCCUAAUUUAUUUUGACAGGGUAUUUCAUUACUAAAUAUGUUACAAUUCAGAAAAAUUUAAAAUACUCAGAACCAAAUUGUUCUACUUCCUGUCGAAUCUAUGGUUUUGUUAGCCUCAAAUAAAUUUUUGUUCUGACUUUUAUUUUCCAUUUGGGUUGGGAAACAGAGAAGUCAGUUACUUAGGAAGUUGCACUUGCGGUGGUCUUAGCCACUGUUACUUAAUCUCAACUGAUACAUUCCUCCAACAUCUUACAUUGGAAUUGUUUUGUGUGUCACUUUCCUUCUUGUCCUACUGUAUGGCAUCUGGUUUUGAGGAUUUGAGAAUCUGUAUUUAAUUUUACUAAAGUUUUGGCAGAUAAAACUGAUAUAAUGAUGUUAAAAAAAAAAGAAACUGAUCCAGCAAAAUUAGGCUAUGAUUACAAAUAAAACCGUAUGGCCUGAGGUCCCUUGCAGUUUGCAUGGGCUUUGCAGCUCAUUCUCUGUUUUGUGAAAGGUUUUCUGAUUGCUGGCUUUUACCUCAGUCUGUGAAUAAUUACUCUGUACCUGUGUUAGAAAAUCUCUUAUUUGCAAAGGCAUGUAGAUGUGCUAAUAGAACAGUUCUUGGUUAAUCAGUCAGAUGUGUUUCUAAACAGAGUGCGUAAGUAACUGAACAGGGGGCAUGAAAUUCCAGCACAGAAUAAACAUGACCCAAAAUCCUGG
Molecule: messenger RNA, 2246 nt
Organism: Corapipo altera (White-ruffed manakin)
Lineage: Eukaryota; Metazoa; Chordata; Aves; Passeriformes; Pipridae
Gene: AADAT
Product: aminoadipate aminotransferase
Exons: 15
Coding region: 186-1388 (400 amino acids)
Biological process (GO): biosynthetic process
Molecular function (GO): L-kynurenine:2-oxoglutarate transaminase activity; pyridoxal phosphate binding
Source: RefSeq, a predicted model, not a curated record